CUCUAUCGAUCUCACUGAAAACGUGGAAAUCUCUGAAUUUCUCUCUCUCCAAAUACGCGGAGAACCUGUGUCCACACGUAACUUUCACCAUGCUGCUCUCAUUCAACGCCAACACCCCCCAUUUUCUGUUUCUGUCAUUGGCAGAGAAAGGCAUUUGGUUGUUUGAUCAGAAGACGAGAGAGAAAGAUCAGUGGAGUGAUGGAGAGUACAUUGAAGGAGAUGAGGAAUGGGGAAUCUGUGCUCGAUAUGACUGAUGAAAGAGGAGUUGGUGGUGGCGUUGGGGAUAUCUAUGGGGAGGAUAGAGCCACAGAGGAUCAGCUUCUAACCCCCUGGAGUUUUACUAUCGCCAGUGGUCAUAGUUUGUUGCGAGACCCACGCUACAACAAAGGCCUUGCCUUCACUGAAGCAGAAAGAGAUGCUCAUUACUUGCGUGGUCUUCUACCUCCAGUUAUACUGUCUCAGGAACAUCAGGAGAAGAGAUUGAUGCACACUCUUCGCCAAUAUCAAGUUCCCCUCCAUAGGUACAUGGCUAUGAUGGAUCUCCAGGAAAGAAAUGAGAGGCUGUUCUAUAAGCUUCUCAUCGACCAUGUUGAAGAGCUUUUACCUGUUGUUUACACCCCAGUAGUUGGUGAGGCUUGUCAGAAGUAUGGCAGCAUUUUCAGACGUCCACAGGGUCUUUACAUCAGCUUAAAAGAGAAGGGAAAAAUUUUUGAAGUAUUGAAAAAUUGGCCUGAGAGGAGUAUCCAAGUUAUUGUCGUGACUGAUGGUGAGCGAAUAUUAGGGCUUGGGGAUCUUGGCUGCCAGGGAAUGGGUAUUCCCGUUGGAAAGCUUUCUCUUUACACAGCCCUUGGAGGAGUUCGUCCUUCGGUAUGCCUGCCUGUAACAAUUGAUGUUGGCACAAAUAAUAAGCACUUGCUGGAGGAUGAGUUCUAUAUUGGACUCAGGCAGAGGAGGGCAACUGGGCAGGAAUAUGCUGAGCUUCUGGAUGAGUUCAUGUCUGCAGUUAAGCAAAACUAUGGGGAGAAAGUCCUUGUACAGUUUGAAGAUUUUGCAAAUCAUAAUGCAUUUGAGCUGCUCAAAAAGUAUGGGACAACUCAUCUUGUAUUCAAUGAUGAUAUACAGGGUACCGCCUCUGUUGUUCUAGCAGGACUUGUUGCCGCUUUAAGAUUAGUGGGAGGAGCUUUGGCUGACCAUACUUUCUUAUUUUUGGGUGCUGGAGAGGCUGGAACUGGUAUAGCAGAGCUCAUAGCACUAGAAGUAUCUAAGAAGACAAAAGCUCCAGUGGAAGAGGCCCGCAAGAAGAUUUGGCUCGUUGACUCAAAGGGACUGAUUGUUAGCUCUCGUAAGGAAUCCAUUCAGCAUUUCAAGCAGCCCUGGGCUCAUGAGCAUGAACCCAUUAAGGAGCUUGUAGAUGCUGUGAAGGCUAUAAAACCAUCAGUUCUGAUAGGAACUUCAGGUGUAGGAAAAACAUUUACCAAGGAAGUUGUGGAGGCCAUGGCAGCUCUGAAUGAGAAACCUCUCAUUCUUGCUCUAUCUAACCCAACUUCACAAUCCGAGUGUACUGCUGAAGAAGCUUAUACAUGGACUGAGGGACGUGCUAUCUUUGCUAGUGGAAGCCCAUUUGAUCCUGUCAAAUAUGAUGGCAAAGUUUUUAUCCCUGGCCAGGCAAAUAAUGCAUACAUUUUCCCUGGAUUUGGCUUAGGCAUUAUAAUGUCUGGUACAAUACGUGUGCAUGAUGACCUCUUGUUGGCAGCUUCGGAAGCUUUGGCUGGUCAAGUUACAGAGGAAAACUAUGAGAAGGGUCUUAUCUAUCCACCAUUCUCUAAUAUUAGAAAGAUAUCAGCACAUAUUGCAGCUAAUGUAGCAGCAAAGGCUUAUGAACUUGGUCUGGCUACCCGUCUCCCUCGCCCUCAGGAUCUCGUUAAAUAUGCAGAGAGCUGCAUGUACACUCCAGUCUACCGCCAAUAUCGCUGAUCUCAGAAAUCCUGCUUCCUUUGGAGUUUGCUGGUGGGAAACUAGUCAUUAAUGUUGGCCUCUACGUCCUUAAGCAUACAUAUGCAGCAAUUCGUUUUAGAGUUUACAUUCAACACACUGGCUGAUUCAUACCAUGAGCAGAAGAAAUUUUGACAGUUCAAUUUGUAGUUGUUUCUAGCCAUGGAAUUACUUCUCUGACUCUGUUUAGAAAAAUGAACCCAGAUCAAUGCUUAUUCAUUACUCUUUUAGGUGGAUCAUUAGUGUUUAAUGGUUUGUUGCUAGCAGCACUGAUGUUAUAUAAAGUGUUUGUACCCUAAACAAAAGAAAAUGAGAGGUACUAGUAUUCAGCUUCCUGUUCCUCUUUC
Messenger RNA from Coffea eugenioides, 2339 nucleotides. RefSeq names its product NADP-dependent malic enzyme. The record is from RefSeq and is a predicted model, not a curated record. Gene Ontology annotation, biological process: malate metabolic process; pyruvate metabolic process. Bases 199 to 1974 code for a protein of 591 amino acids. Gene Ontology annotation, cellular component: chloroplast. Gene Ontology annotation, molecular function: malate dehydrogenase (decarboxylating) (NADP+) activity; malate dehydrogenase (decarboxylating) (NAD+) activity; NAD binding. NCBI's taxonomy places the organism in Eukaryota, Viridiplantae, Streptophyta, Magnoliopsida, Gentianales, Rubiaceae. The transcript is spliced from 20 exons.